Molecule: messenger RNA, 1416 nt
Organism: Glarea lozoyensis ATCC 20868
Lineage: Eukaryota; Fungi; Ascomycota; Leotiomycetes; Helotiales; Helotiaceae
Product: P-loop containing nucleoside triphosphate hydrolase
Exons: 6
Coding region: 1-1416 (471 amino acids)
Biological process (GO): meiotic DNA recombinase assembly; reciprocal meiotic recombination; DNA repair
Cellular component (GO): replication fork; Rad51B-Rad51C-Rad51D-XRCC2 complex; Rad51C-XRCC3 complex
Molecular function (GO): crossover junction DNA endonuclease activity; ATP binding; four-way junction DNA binding
Source: RefSeq, a predicted model, not a curated record
AUGGACUACGAAUCCAUCCAUGGCGAAGGCCAUUCGAAUUUUCCUUCAACGCAUCGACUCCCAACCAUCUCCCUAGCCCAAGCAUUAGAGGAAAGUAAGGGGUCUGGACGGUUUAUUUCUACGGGUGUGAGGGGGCUGGAUGGGGGGUUAGUUAAUCGUGGGGAUGAGGUGGAUGGAGAUGGUAGGGAGGAGGGAAAGGGAGAGGGUGAGUAUGGGAAGGGAACUGGGAAGGGAAUUGGUGGUGUGGAAAGAGGGAAAGUUAUGGAGAUUUAUGGACCGCCUGGGGUUGGGAAGACGGGGGUUGGGAUGCAGAUUGCUGCGAGUGCGUUGGGGAGUGGGGAUGGGGUUAUGUGGGUUGACGCAUCACAUCCCAUCCCAGGAAUCCGGUUCAUGCAUAUACUAGACUCUCAUCUCCAGAAAACCAAAUCGUCACAAGAAGAAUCCUCAUCGGAAAUUCGCACUGCGGAAGACGCGCUCGAGAAUCUCACUCACUAUUCGGUGCCUACGCUGGCUCAUCUACUCGCGCUGUUUUCGCAGCAAACGGCAAAUCAUCCUGCGCCGAAUACUAGUCUCAUAGUAAUAGACUCAUUCUCGACACUUAUUAGUACAGCGUUUCCUCGCACUGCUGAACCUCCUGCUGUAGCUAAUAAGAAACCGGGAGCACCCAAACCUACAAAUCCUUCAUCUCGAAAAUUUCCAAUUCUCCAACAUCUUCUAGGGACACUUCAAAAACUUGCUGCGACGCGGAAUAUCGCUAUUGUUAUUUUGUCUCAAUGUGUGACCAAGAUGCGCCCGGGAAUUGGUGCUGUUUUGGUUCCUGCGAUAAAUGUACCUUCUUGGGAUCAGGGUCUGUCAAGUCGUGUGGUGUUGUUCAGAGAUUGGGGAUGGAAUGAUGAGGGGGGAGAUGCUGUGUAUGGAGCACGUCUUGCGCAGGUUGUCAAGGCGGAGGGUCUGACUCUGCCAGAAGGGAGAGGGUGGUUGGCUGGGUUUACUAUUACUGAGACUGGAAUUCGCUCACUACCACUCCCCACUUUCGCAGUAUUCAACCCACCAACUGUUCCGCCAUUCAAUCCAAGACACUUCCAAGAUGGACAGCCACAUUCUACACCUCAAGUCCUACCUCAAAAACGAAAAUUAGCAUUUACGGACCUGGAAAUUCCGGAUAGUGAGGGUGAAGAUGAUGAAGAUUAUGGCUGGGCGGAAGAGGAUGAGGUUGAGGUGCCGGUGAUGCCACCGCAAUGGCAGGGAAGUGAGGAUAUACUAAUUCCAGAUCCUAAGGAGAAAGAAAUCGAAGCGGAAGAGGAAGAAGAAAACGAUGUCGAGGAACCUGAUGAGAUGAAUCCAAAUGAUGCGCUGCAAGAUGGGAAGACUGGAACUGGAGAAAUAUUGGACAGCGAUGACGAACUUGCGCUUUAA